Molecule: messenger RNA, 2252 nt
Organism: Paramuricea clavata
Lineage: Eukaryota; Metazoa; Cnidaria; Anthozoa; Malacalcyonacea; Plexauridae
Source: the annotation of a GenBank genome assembly
AUGAAGAAAUAUGACGUCCCACUGAAUGAACUGCAAUUUGCAGAGGUGCAUUUUGCUGAUACGUUGGAGUUCUGCAAAAUGGUGAGUUUUGAUCAACGUUUUUAAAACGUUCAUAAACGACUUGUAUUUUUUUGGUUCCUUCGAAAUGAAUUCCUCAAUGGUAUUUGUGUUAUGAUUUCACUUGAGCCUUUCCAUUUGUGAUCUCUGAUCAACACAUGUCAUGGAGGGGCUUAAGUGAAACAGAUUUUAAAUAUUUUGUUUUAGGUCCAGGAAAAUGGAAAGCUAAGUAGCCCGAAGUUGUCCAUGGAUGGGCUUUACGGCCAUAUCUUCCCGGGCAAAAAAUUUAAGGGUGAGUGGAAAAUGCAAGUUAUUUGAUCACACGCGCACACCAAUCAAGAGGUAAUUUGCAUGUACAGAUUUUUUUUUUAAAGGAAUCAUAAAUGUCGCAUUUUUUUUAGAAACAAGACACUUGCUCGGCGUUUACUUGGGUUACCUUUCGGUGUUUGCUUGAAAACAUGCUAGAACGGUCUGGACGAACUAACAACCUAAGUUCAUCCAGUAAGACGAAAUAACUGUUAAGUUCGGCGCUAAUUCGUCUGUUGUCUGCUUUUAUAAGCAGACUAAUUAUCACACACACAAUACGAAAAUUCGCCUAAGUUCGUCCAGACGAAUUAUCCUGUAGAGUUAUAGAAACACUUGUGGAAUUUUGGGAAAAACGAGAAAUUGCAUGUCUGCACAGAUCACACGUCCACCCAUUCGUCUGGACCCUGUAUUGCUCGUAGUUAACAAGUUAAGGGGUCAAUAACCCAAGUACAGUAAUUAAUGUGGAAAAUUCCUUCCAUUUUUUUAGGUCAUCACACCGCAUUGGGGGACGUGAAUGCACAAGUGGUGGUGUCAUUUAUCCAGACAACCAUAGGUAGCAGGAUUUUGUGUCAGGCCCUCAUUGGCGAUACCGAGGGCCUGAUACGAAAACUAAGACAUCCACUGAUUAUUGUAAGUUCAAAAUUAUACUCUGGUUAUUCAAAUAACAUAAAAACAACUACAAAUUAAUAAGUGGUCACCAACAAGUACUUUUAUGUGGCUAGCCCAGUUGUGACAUCAUCAAUAAAACAAUGAGAUCAAAAAUUUGCACAAGAUGGCAGACAUCUCAUUGCUUUCCCUGAAAACAUUUCAAAAACUAACCAAGAUUUUAUAAAGCUUUAACUCUAUCAUUUGGCGAUAAAUUUCAUAUUUUUAAUUCAAUUGCUUCCGAAGUAAAUAUCUCAACUAAUAUUUACCCCCCUUUAAAACAGAAACCACCAUUGAAAUCCUCAUAAAAUAACCUUUCAAAUGGGGUCAAAUGCCAUCAUAACAUUACACAAACCAAACCAAUUGUGUAUUUUACUCACCGCUUGUCCAAAUAUUCUGUAUUUCAUAUCGAGAAAAUCUUGAAUAUCUCUUGAACUCCUCGGAAUUCCCCACAAGUCAAUGUGAGUGAAAUACUCCUUGUAUUCAAGCACUUUUGUGUGGAAAAUUUCAUUUUAAUACGGCCAGUAGAAAUAUAUUUAUUCAAAAUAUCAAUAUCAGUUUUUACCGGUUUUUACUCGCACUUGCCAGCCACACGCUAAAAUUGGCCAAUAAGGACUACCCACAGGCCGAUGCAUGUGCAAAUCACGCUGCAGGUGUAAUUUGACCUUUAGAAUCUAUUUCCGACGUUUCCCGAGCGAUAGGAUUUAAACAAUGCAAUGUUUUGGCAGAUCUGAGUUCAUAUUGUUUUCAACUGCCUUUGAGUAGACACCAAGAAACAUCUUUACCGCAAAAAACUUAUUGCAACUCGUCCACUACAACGAAAUUAUGCAUCACAUCUAACUGCGUCGACACCAUCCAAUGCUCAGCUAGAUCAGCUAACCACCAAAGUCCUUUGUCUUCGCUGUGACCAACUUAAACUCACAGCCACUGGAUCUUGUCAAACACUCCUUGUUUGUCUUCACGCUGCUACAAGAUCAGCAGAAAAUAUGAUUCCCCCCGACCCUGAACCAACGGUGAUUCCCAACGACCUCUACAACAACAGCUGUUCAAGAAUUGUUGCGAGGUGGUUUUACGUCCGAGCAGUCCAAGACCUUGCAAGCCUUGAUUUCCUUGUCCUUUUACGAUUCCACACUUCCUCGGAUUGCCACAGUCCCUACUCCACCAGACCAAAUGAAUCCUGGAACUUCGUCUGCAUUCCCUCCGUAUCUUCCAGCAAAAACAAUCUUGUCAAUUCGCAAUGGUGA